This is a messenger RNA of Sinocyclocheilus anshuiensis, 1869 nucleotides long. Its product is annotated as E3 ubiquitin-protein ligase PDZRN3-like. Gene Ontology annotation, cellular component: plasma membrane signaling receptor complex. Bases 189 to 1103 code for a protein of 304 amino acids. Gene Ontology annotation, molecular function: ubiquitin-protein transferase activity; zinc ion binding; protein binding. Lineage: Eukaryota; Metazoa; Chordata; Actinopteri; Cypriniformes; Cyprinidae. The transcript is spliced from 4 exons. The record is from RefSeq and is a predicted model, not a curated record. Gene Ontology annotation, biological process: regulation of canonical NF-kappaB signal transduction; protein ubiquitination.
GCAGCCCUGAUGAUCUACAUUCUUUAACAGGGCACUCAUCACGCGCACACUGCUCCGCUCGUUGAGUGUUUACGGUAGCUCGCGCCUCUCGUCCUGAGUGAAACUAGUAGUUAAUCGCUCAUUUCGUGAGUGUAGGUUGACAGCUCUCUCCUUGUUGCUGAGUCGUCCCGGUACUUCACGUCAAGAUUAUGGGCUUUGAUCUAGACCGUUUUGAAGGUCCUGUGGACCCGGACUUAAUCUGUAAACUGUGUGGGAAGGUUUUAGAAGAUCCUCUCAGCACUCCGUGCGGACAUGUCUUCUGCGCCGCGUGCGCGCUCCAGUGGCUCGCCAAAGUCGGCAGCUGCCCUGUCCAGUGCCAGAAGAUCUCCACCAAAGAGCUGAACCACGUCCUGCCCCUAAAAAACCUCAUUCUCAAGCUGGACAUCAAAUGCGACCACCGUGAACGAGGCUGCAACCGGGUGAUGAAGCUCCAGCAUCUGCCAGAGCACGCGGAGGCGUGCGAAUUCUUUCCGGUCAGAUGCGAGAAUGAAGGAUGCGACGCGGUGCUCAACUUGAGGGAUGUGGCCUCACAUAUGCGGGAGAGAUGCGAGCACAGGGCGGUGGAGGACUGUAAGGAUGGAUGUGGGCUCGCGCUGACCCUCAAGGAGAGGUCGGAGGACCACAGCUGUCUCCAAGCUCUUAGGACACACAGCGGUCUCCUCCAAACCAAAGUGCUGAGUCUGGAGAAGGAGCUGAAGCGCCAGUCGCUGAGCUUCAGUAAGAGGGAGAGAUCCCUCCUCUCCAAACUCUCCGCGCUCCACUGCGAGCUGCACAUCACAGCGCUCACAUUUCAGAAGAAAAUCACCGAGUACAAGAACAGGAUUGACGCGCUGUCAAGCAGCUGGAUGCCUCUCGAUAAGGGUGAAGAAACAAGGAGCCUCAAAGUGACCCUCCAAAGAACAUCAGGAUCUCUUGGAUUCAGUAUCAUUGGAGGAAGAUUGUGUGGGGAACCAGAGCAGCAUUGGGAUUUCAGUGAUGGCAUCUAUGUAUCCAAGAUAGUGGAAAACGGAGCAGCUGACAAGGCUGGACUGCAUGUUCAUGACAGGAUCAUUGAGACCGGAUGAAGGCCAAAAUGCUGGAUGCACUCAAACUCCACACUGUGGAAGAAAAAGGUCACCAAGACAGCCACUAGACAGAUGAAAGCCAAAGGAGAUGGACAUCAUACCGCUAGUCUGAGCUGCUCAACUGGUGCCAGUGUUUUCACAGUCUGUCUGUUAGAUUUGUCAGAUCUAGUCAGACUAACAAUGUUGGCGCCAUUGUAGGUUGAUUUCACACUGGGCAGACUUCUUUAAAAUGGGUGUUAGUCUGUUCAUCCAGCAGUACGGUUUCAGAUUUUCAACCGGAACAAAGUGUUUCAUAUAUAAAAGAGAAUGUUUUCUAUUAGGGCACAUAACAAUGACAACACAACAUCAAGAUAGAUCUACAAAAUGUGACAUCUGUGCCCAUCCAGAAUGCUGUUAAAACAUCGGCUUUGUCAUUGAAUGUCUAAGAAAAAACCCAUGUUUUCAUUGCCUUUUUCAUUUCAUUGGCCUCUUAUAUGAGCAGAGCAGAGUAAUGAUGAUUUCUUUCUUGACUCGCUUUGUCUCAUGUGGGCUCUUUGCCAUUUGUCUGACAUGAACAUAAUAAUGGCAGCAGUGCCUUUAGAAAUCUGUGCAUCGUACUCUAUUUGUUCCCCAAAGAAUGCAUGAUACAACUGUUGGUUUCAAAGAGAAAGUCAGCCAUGUAGCUCUUGUGGUGGUCUCAGGGUUCACUUUCAUAAACAGAGAAAGUACAACUUGUUCAGAGAUGACGUUUUAAACGUGUAUGCUGUUAUUUUUUUUUUUGUGUGUG